UGCGGACUGCGGACGAGGGGAAGCACUUUUCGAGAGGGCGGUUUCUCAGGGAGGCAAGGUGAAUCUGUUCCAGCACACGAUGUCAUCGAUCUCGGCGCAGGGCGUGGUCGAGCGAGCCUCCGCCGAGUUGUCCAAGCGGAUCAAUGGGCUGGGGCUGCGCUCGAAGCACCACCACAGCAGUACUUCCGGUGCUCCUCCUGCUGCCGGCGGCGGUGGAGGCGACCCAGCGUCCCCGGCCGGAGCCACGCCCCCGCCGGCAGCGCCCAGCGGCAAGACGUCGGUGAUGGAGCGCGUGACGAACGCCCUGUGCGGCGGCGGCAACUCAAAUUCCAACUCGGCUUCGAACAGCAACUCCACUUCGCCGGCAGCCGCUGCUCCUUCGCCCGCCAGCAAUGCCAAUCCUCCCCAGACGCCGGACAAGUCGUCGCGUGGCAGCAGCCCCAGUCCCGGAGGAAUCCAGUCGCAGGUCCAGAACUCCACACACCACCUCCUGCAGCAGCAACAGCAACAGCAGCAACAGCAGCAGCAGCAACAUCUGCAGCUGCAACAGUCGCAGCAGCAACACCUGCAGCUGCAGGCCUCCACGCUGAUCAACUCCAAUCACCAUGUGAUGGUGGGUCCUGCCCCGCCCACCGGCAUGCCACUGGGCGCCCCGCCCACGCCCACAGUGAAGUCCAUUGCCAAGCAGAUGAACAUAACCAUACCGGGCGGAGGGGUGAAUCCCACGGGCUCGCCCACCUUCAGCACCAUGGGCAUGGUGGCGGCCCAGAAGGCGGCGGCCAGUGCAGGCGGCACUCCACUGCAGCUGAGGAAGCAGCUGCCCAAUCCUCACCUGCACCACCCGUACGGCAAUAUGUCGCCGCUGAUUAUGCAACAGCAGCAGCUCCACCCGCCGCCCAUCCACAGCAUCGAGCAGCUGAUGCUGGACGACCGCUUUCUGAGCCGCUUCUUCCAGUACUUCUCCCCCUACGAGCGCCGCGUGCUCGCCCAGGUGUGCAUCAAGUGGCGGGACACACUGUACCGCAGUCCGCGCUACUGGAGCGGCCUGCUGCCCACGCUGCAGUGCCGCGAGCUGCGCCAAAUGCCCGGCUGCGAUCGCGGCAAGCUCUACAACUCGCUCAUCCGCCGCGGAUUCCACGCCCUCGGACUCGUCGGCGCCUCCGACGAGGACGCCCUGGACGUGGUCCACUCCUUCCCGCUCGCCUCCAAGCACGUCCACUCGCUCAGCCUGCGCUGCUCCUCGAUCAGCGACCGGGGACUGGAGACCCUGCUCGAUCACCUGCAGAGUCUGUUUGAACUGGAGCUGGCUGGCUGCAACGAGGUGACCGAGGCGGGUCUGUGGGCGUGUCUCACGCCCCGCAUCGUGUCCCUGUCCCUGGCGGACUGCAUCAAUAUCGCGGACGAGGCGGUGGGCGCGGUGGCCCAGCUGCUGCCCUCCCUCUACGAGUUCUCGCUGCAGGCUUACCACGUCACGGAUGCGGCACUCGGCUACUUCUCGCCCAAACAGAGCCACAGCCUCAGCAUCCUGCGGCUGCAGUCGUGCUGGGAACUAACCAACCAUGGCAUCGUUAAUAUCGUUCACUCCCUGCCGCAUCUCACGGUCCUGAGCCUCUCCGGCUGCAGCAAACUGACGGACGAUGGAGUGGAGCUGAUUGCCGAGAACCUGCAGAAACUGCGCGCCCUGGACCUGUCCUGGUGUCCCCGCAUUACGGACGCCUCGCUCGAGUAUAUCGCCUGUGAUCUGAACCAGCUGGAGGAGCUGACACUGGAUAGAUGCGUGCACAUAACGGACAUUGGCGUGGGAUAUAUCUCCACGAUGCUGUCGCUGACCGCCCUCUUCCUGCGCUGGUGCUCCCAGGUGCGUGACUUUGGGCUGCAGCACCUGUGCUCGAUGCGGAACCUCCAGGUGCUGUCCCUGGCCGGAUGUCCCCUGCUCACCUCCUCGGGCUUGUCCAGCCUGAUCCAGCUGAGGCAUCUGCAGGAGCUGGAGCUGACCAACUGCCCGGGGGCGUCGCACGAACUGUUCGACUACCUGAAGGAGCACCUGCCCCGUUGCCUGAUCAUCGAAUAAUCGAUGGGUGGAUGCAGAUGC
Drosophila takahashii is the source of this 2092-nucleotide messenger RNA. NCBI's taxonomy places the organism in Eukaryota, Metazoa, Arthropoda, Insecta, Diptera, Drosophilidae. The record is from RefSeq and is a predicted model, not a curated record.